This is a messenger RNA of Gorilla gorilla gorilla (western lowland gorilla), 3665 nucleotides long. Its product is annotated as putative protein PLEKHA9. Gene Ontology annotation, biological process: ceramide transport; intermembrane lipid transfer. Gene Ontology annotation, molecular function: ceramide 1-phosphate binding; ceramide 1-phosphate transfer activity. The record is from RefSeq and is a predicted model, not a curated record. Gene Ontology annotation, cellular component: cytosol; cytoplasm; membrane. Lineage: Eukaryota; Metazoa; Chordata; Mammalia; Primates; Hominidae.
GAAGUCGGGAGGCGAGACUGCAGAGGGAGUAGUGCGGUCCUGCGCGCGGGGGAACUAGCUGGAGGGCGAGGCGGGAACACGCCACUGUGAGCAUGCAUUUCAGGUUGUUGGCGCAGCUCUGCUCCAUGAUGUUGAUCUGAAACCCAGAUUUUCUUUCUCUUGCCACUGUCAUCUCCUGCAUGGCCAAAGCUAGGUCACCAUCAUAGUCAUGUUUCAGCCUAUGGGAAGGGGGAAAGACAAUAUUCAAGCAUCUAUUGUUGGGGUGAUCGGACCUAACACCAGGUUGUGGGGACAACGAAGUCCAGAAGAGUGAAAGGAAUGAGAAAAGACAGUUUGAGAGAGAAAGUGGGCCCAGGGGGCCAAUGCGAGUAUGGAGGCUGUGAAGGCCCCGAGCCCUGGAAGCCCAGACUAUUUAUUGGUGAUCAAACAAAGAAACAGGUGGUGAGAAUGUGGGGUUGAAAGGGAGUAUUGCAUUAAGCACAUGAUUUACAGCUGUGAUGGUUUAGCAACUGCUCUGCUACUUGAGAUAAUGGAGAGCAGAUUCUUUUAACUCAAGAUACAAUAGAUCCUGGGAGAGCAGGGAGCAAGGAGCCAGCCAGCCUAGACACAUUCCAGAGGCCAUGAGCCCUGGAUUCUUUCCAAGCCACAAGGGGUUUUAUGCCCUGGGCUUAGAUUAUGGUGCAUCAGGGUAGCCUUCCACCCUUUGGCGCAGAGCUUGGUGUUCCAAAGGCCACGAGGGGUUUUAGACCCAGGAUCCCAGACAUAUUUCAAGGCUUUUUUAUAUUAUGUCAGACAUGCAAGCCCUGCCUCAGCUUCUCUCCCAACACUCAGCUUUUCUCCCAACAUUUAUUAAAUAGCUCCUAUGUGCAAAGCGGUGUGCCGGGUACCUUAGUCACAGUGGGCACCAACAUUUAACCGGUCUCUGGCUACAUGAACCUUAGAAAUGCUUAGAUAAAAAAGGUACAUAUUAGCAGUUAUGUUAUAUAUAUAUAAAUUAUGUAAAUAAGUUAUUUUAUACCAAAAAAGUACGUAUUUUCCAGUGCAACUUAAUUAAUUGGUAUUCUGAUUUAUACAUCAAUCUAAGAUGACUUGGUUAAUAUGAGUCCACAAGAGGCUAUCUAGAUACUUGGGUUAAAUUGAGUUUCUACACCUGCUAAGCUGAGAGCCAAACUGUGGUGCUUGGAGACUCAUGAAAGGCACUAUCACUCUUGGCAGUGCUUCUGGGUGCUCAGCAGGCAUCUCACCCUAAGAACUCUAGGCCAUUCUGAUUCAUUUCAGUAGUAGGGAGCAAGUUCUUUUUUUUUUUUUUUUUUUUGAGAUGGAGUCUCGCUCUGUUGCCAGGCUGUCAGGCUGGGGUGCAAUGACGCCAUCUCUGCUCACUGCAACCUCUGCCUCCCAGGUUCAAGCAAUUCUCCUGCCUCACCCUCCCCAGAGUAGCUGGGACUACAGGUACACGCCACCACACCCAGCUAAUUUUUGUAUUUUUAGUAGAGACGGGGUUUCACCAUGUUGGCCAGGAUGGUCUCAAUCUCGUGACCUUGUGAUCCACCCACCUCGGCCUCCCAAAGUGCUGGAAUUACAGGCAUGAGCCAUCGUGCCUGGCCGGGAGCAAGUUCUUAUACCAGUUCACAUAUACCACUACACAGAUGCCCUCACUGAAAAAUAUGAAAAAUAAACAUGGAGUUUUGUUUUUGUUUUAAAUAAUAAGAGGUGGGUAUGAGGGGGAUUUUUCAAAUUAGAAAUAUUGGCAUUAGAAGGUAGAUAUAAUUCAACAGUUAAAGAAAGUGUAAUUAAAAACCAUGAUUUACCCCGGGCCGAGGAUGAGGCAGGUCGGGCGUCCCCACACUGGGCCCGGGCACCCCCACACCGGGCCCGGGCACCAGGAGUGGGCAUCUGGGCAGCACCGGGUGAUGGCCCUGCUGCUGGUGCUCCUCGCCUCCUGGGGCCUUGGGCAAUGAGGGGGCCGGUGGGCAUGGGCCGAGUGGCCGUGGGCGCCAUGGAGGGGGUGCUGUACAAGUGGACCAACUAUCUGAGCGGUUGGCAGCCUUGAUGGUUCCUUCUCUGUGGGGGAAUAUUGUCCUAUUAUGAUUCUCCUGAAGAUGCCUGGAAAGGUUGCAAAGGGAGCAUACAAAUGGCAGUCUGUGAAAUUGAAGUUCAUUCUGUAGAUAAUACAUGCAUGGACCUGAUAAUCCCCGGGGAACAGUAUUUCUACCUGAAGGCCAGAAGUCUGCCUGAAAGAUAGCAGCGGCUGGUGGCCCUGGGAUCAGCCAAGGCUUGCCUGACUGACAGUAGGACCCAGAAGGAUAAAGAGUUUGCUGAAAACACUGAAAACUUGAAAACCAAAAUGUCAGAACUAAGACUCUGCUGUGACCUCCUUGUUCAGCAAGUAGAUAAAACAAAAGAAGUGACCACAACUGGUGUGUACAAUUCUGAGGAGGGAAUUGAUGUGGGAACUUUGCUGAAAUCAACCUGUAAUACUUUUCUGAAGACCUUGGAAGAAUGCAUGCAGAUUGCAAAUGCAGCCUUCACCUCUGAGCUGCUCUACCACACUCCACCAGGAUCACCACAGCUGGCCACGCUCAAGUCCAGCAAGAUGAAACAUCCUAUUAUACCAAUUCAUAAUUCAUUGGAAAGGCAAAUGGAGUUGAGCACUUGUGAAAAUGGAUCUUUAAAUAUGGAAAUAAAUGGUGAGGAAGAAAUCCUAAUGAAAAAUAAGAAUUCCUUAUAUUUGAAAUCUGCAGAGAUAGACUGCAGCAUAUCAAGUGAGGAAAAUACAGAUGAUAAUAUAACCGUCCAAGGUGAAAUAAUGAAGGAAGAUGGAAUGGAAAACCUGAAAAAUCAUGACAAUAACUUGUCUCAGUCUGGAUCAGACUCAAGUUGCUCUCCAGAAUGCCUCUGGGAGGAAGGCAAAGAAGUUAUCCCAACUUUCUUUAGUACCAUGAACACAAGCUUUAGUGACAUUGAACUUCUGGAAGACAGUAGCAUUCCCACAGAAGCAUUCUUGGCAUCAUGUUGUGCUGUGGUUCCAGUAUUAGACAAAUUUGGCCCUACAGUGUUUGCUCCUGUUAAGAUGGAUCUUGUUGGAAAUAUUAAGAAAGUAAAUCAGAAGUAUAUAACCAACAAAGAAGAGUUUACCACUCUCCAGAAGAUAGUGCUGCAUGAAGUGGAGGCGGAUGUAGCCCAGGUUAAGAACUCAGCGACUGAAGCCCUCUUGUGGCUGAAGAGAGGUCUCAAAUUUUUGAAGGGAUUUUUGACAGAAGUGAAAAAUGGGGAAAAGGAUAUCCAGACAGCCCUGAAUAAUGCAUAUGGUAAAACAUUGCGGCAACACCAUGGCUGGGUAGUUCGAGGGGUUUUUGCGUUAGCUUUAAGGGCAACUCCAUCCUAUGAAGAUUUUGUGGCCGCGUUAACCAUAAAGGAAGGUGACCACCAGAAAAAAGCUUUCAGUAUUGGGAUGCAGAGGGACCUCAGCCUUUACCUCCCUGCCAUGGAGAAGCAGAUGGCCAUACUGGACGCUUUAUAAGAGGUCCAUGGGCUGGAAUCUGAUGAGGUGGUAUGAUGGCUGCUGGGCAGCACCUCCUAACUUCAGGGAAUAAAGUGCUAAAGUGUAAAAAAAAUAAAAGUAAAAAUAAAUAAAUAAAUAAAAUUAAAAAAAAUAAAAACCAUGA